AAAUUGUGUUCAAUUUAUUUUUCAAAAUGAUGAACACUCGAGUUAAUUCAUUUUAUUAUUUUUUUCUAGCAACUUUACAUUUAUGUACGGAUAGUAUCAGUGCAUCUGUGACCCCCGAUGACCUGAAAUGUCUUUGUGGUUUGAUGAAUGGAACACGGUUAGUAAAGGAGUUACCGCAAGGAUGCACAUCAGUAGUAGUAACCACAAGCUCAGAACUAGACAGGACUAAAGAAGAUAUAUCGGCCAUCAAGAAAAUUAAAGGAAACCUACCAAUAAUUUUAAUUUUUGAUAGUUUUAAUAUUGAUGAUUGGGUAAAGAAGUUCAAAGAAAAUCCUUCUGAAUUCUCUUCACAAAUUCAAGACUUUGAAGUUGAUGCGAUUGCUUUCGAUCGCAUGUAUUAUGAUAUUAGAAAUUUCAAUGACCUAAAUGAAACUUUUACAAACGCUUUAGUUCCAUGGCUUGAUUGUUUAAGAACAUUAAAUCCUAAUAUGAAUUUCGGAAUCGUUUUAUUUCUUGAGUAUGGCAAGUUUUACAGUACUUUUAAUUUUCAAUUUUUGGACUCUUAUGUUGAUUUCUACUUAAUUAAUUCAAUAUCGAAAAUUAUUUGUUUUCAUCAGGAAAAACAAAAAGAUAUGCCAAUUCCGGAUACUGCAGAUAAACUAGAAGCCGAUAUCCAGACGACCAUAAAUAAUAAAGUGGAUACAAAAAAAUUGUUAUACACAAUAGAUAUAAGAGUAAAAAGUGUUCAUCCAACUGCUGAUGUUUCGUACGAAGAUAUGACUUAUUCACAUCUAUGUGAGGUUCAAAUGAGCAGACAUCGAAGAUAUUGUAUAGAAACAAUUGAUAACAUAUUUUUAAAAGCCAGAUUACGAAUUAAUAUGAAUCUGUUGGGCAUAUAUGUGGCAAACAUUGAUUACGAUGACUAUUUGGGAAAAUGUGAAUGUCAACUGCCGUGUGUUGAAUCAAAAACAUUUCCAGAGUUAAACAUUAUAAUCGGUGCUAGUCAAGAAAAUAAAUAUCCAAUAGAUCAUUACAAAUGUAUCUCUGGAGAAUUCCCGAAAAUUGUCAAACCCAAAUUUCUCUAAUUUAUUACGAAAGCUAUUAAUUGAUAAAUUUAUAAAUAUAACAUAUGUAUUAUGUGUUGUUGGAAUUCCAAAAACGUAUAAAA
Messenger RNA from Sipha flava (yellow sugarcane aphid), 1168 nucleotides. RefSeq lists its product as uncharacterized. The transcript has 8 exons. The record is from RefSeq and is a predicted model, not a curated record. Bases 27 to 1085 code for a protein of 352 amino acids. Lineage: Eukaryota; Metazoa; Arthropoda; Insecta; Hemiptera; Aphididae.